AUGAUCGAGACGCCAACGUACCGUCGAUUCGUUGCGAGGGGCUGCCUCGGAAUGCUCCGUCGAUACCGCAGUACCGGCGAGCAUCUGUGUGUACCGGUACCCCGUACCCCGUACCCCGUUAAGCUGCUGGCUGAGCUGACAAGGUCGUGUGUGAAGAGGAGAAGAGGAGAAGAGGAAGAGGAAGAGGAAGAAGAGGAGAAGAGCAAGGGCAAGGGCAAGGGCAAGGGCAAGAAGACGUCAGUCAUCCUUCUCAUCUCUUUGUACCGGAGCACUUGCUCGCUCGACUCGCUCAACUCACUCAACUCACUCAACUCACUCGACUCACUCGACUCACUCAACUCACUCAACCCACUCGCUCAACUCACUCCUCUUACUCUCAUCACAGCGUACGCCCACCAAACGUACGGAAACACAUACACCCACACCCGUGGGCAAGGAAGGGUCAAAGUAGAUUUCAGCGUUGUAUUGCCUGCCGAGACGUCCCCCGUGUCCUGGUCUCUCCGAUAUUCUGAAUCCCCAUCGACCACAGGUAUGAUACCAGACUCUGUUCCCUUCCAUGGCCUCCCAGCCUCAUCGUACGUAACACGUAAAGAACGCUGA
Molecule: messenger RNA, 600 nt
Organism: Drepanopeziza brunnea f. sp. 'multigermtubi' MB_m1
Lineage: Eukaryota; Fungi; Ascomycota; Leotiomycetes; Helotiales; Drepanopezizaceae
Source: RefSeq, a predicted model, not a curated record